AGCCAGCACACUAGUUGACCAGACAAGAGCACAGCUAGGCCUUUCAGAACCUCAGGAAAUCACAAUCUGAACCACUUUCCUUCCUCUUUCAAAAGUCAAAUCUCUCUGUGUUUGGGUUUUCACUCAUUUCAUCUUCUUCUUCUUCUUCUUCUUCUUCUUCCUUCCUCUGAGAAACGACGAAGAUGGCAGUGAUAUUGUCGAUGCAUCGUUUGUGGCUUGUUCUUUGGUGAUUCGGUAUUACUGUUGAUUCGUAAACAUGGUUUGGAGAAAUGGGUGCGAGGAAGUGGCUCAUUCCAAACCCCUGUUUCUCACGAUCUACACUGUUGUCAUCAUUGGCAUCGUGGUUUCCUUCUUCUACGUCUUCUCUGCCAUAUAUUCAACCAACACUCCUGCUUCUCAACCUUCUCAAUGGCUCUCUUCUUCCAUCUCGCUGCAUGAGGAUCCUCAGAUUACAAAUCAAACACUCAACAUUUCUCAGUCAGUAACGGUGCCCAAUCCUUCUCCAGGUCAGCAAAAUGUAGGGGGGCCAAGUCCUAUUUGGGAUGUUCCACCAUCCAAUAAACAAAUGCCACCCCUGAAGACUUUCCAACUUACCAAGGAACUGGUUCAGCAAAGGGUGAAAGAUAACGUUGUAAUAGUGACCUUUGGCAACUUUGCAUUCAUGGAUUUUAUUCUGAAUUGGGUUAAACAAUUAACAGAUCUGGGAAUGUCUAAUCUUCUUGUUGGAGCAAUGGACACCAAAUUAUUGGAGGCAUUGUAUUGGAAAGGGGUGCCAGUUUUUGACAUGGGUAGCCAUAUGAGUGCGGUAGAUGUUGGCUGGGGGUCUCCAACAUUUCAUAAAAUGGGGAGAGAAAAAGUUAUUCUGAUAGAUUCAAUACUUCCUUUUGGAUACGAGCUGUUGAUGUGUGAUACUGACAUGGUUUGGUUGAAGAACCCACUUCCAUAUCUUGCUCGUUAUCCAGGAGCAGAUAUUUUAACUUCAAGUGAUCAGGUUAUACCAACAGUUGUCGAUGAUAGUUUGGAAAUUUGGCAAGAAGUUAGUGGUGCCCUCAACAUUGGAAUUUUCCAUUGGAGACCUACAGAGGCUGCAAAAAAGUUGGCAAAGCAAUGGAAAGAAAUGCUUCUAGCUGAUGAUAAGAUAUGGGAUCAGAAUGGGUUUAAUGAUAUUGUUCACAGACAGUUAGGACCAUCUGUUGAUGAUGACCGUGGACUUGUUUUUGCUUUUGAUGGAAAUCUGAAGAUGGGAAUUUUGCCUGCAAGUAUCUUCUGUAGUGGACAUACAUAUUUUGUCCAGGCUAUGUACCAGCAGCUAAGGUUGGAGCCAUAUGCAGUGCACACAACAUUCCAAUAUGGAGGUACUGAAGGAAAGCGCCACCGACUACGAGAAGCCAUACUCUUCCAUGAUCCACCAGAAUACUAUAAUCCUCCUGGGGGUUUCUUGUCAUUUAAGCCAUAUAUUCCAAAAAGCUUGAUGUUAAAUGGGGAGCAUUCAGUUGAAUCACAUUUUACUCUUGUUAAUCACCAAAUUAAACAGAUUAGGACAGCACUUGCAAUUGCUUCCCUCCUGAACAGAACUCUGGUCAUGCCUCCACUAUGGUGCAGAAUUGACCGGCUGUGGUACGGCCAUCCUGGUAUUUUGGAAGGGUCUAUGACUAGACAACCUUUUCUCUGUCCUUUGGACCAUGUAUUUGAGGUGAAUGUCAUGUUGAAAAAACUCCCAGAAGAAGAUUUUGGCCCUGAAAUAGAUAUUAGAGAGUACUCAAUACUUGAUAAUCCCUCUGUGCCGUCAGAGGUGAAAAAGUCAUGGCUUAAUGUUCAGCUCUGCAAAGAAGGAACUCAAGAUUGUGAUGCAUCAAAUGAUACAACUUUGGGGGGAUUACUUAAAUUUCCAAAGCAUAGCAAUGAAGAAACGUUCAUGAAAGUAUUCUCAUCAUUCAAGGAUGUAAAAGUCAUUAAGUUCUCUUCAGUGCUAGAUGCUUUCACAGGUUUCGCUGACAAGGAAAGGGAAGAGAGAUUCAGAAAUCGUGUUAAGCGGUAUGUGGGCAUAUGGUGCUGUGUGCCAGAUCAAGAUCCUGGCCACAUUUAUUAUGAUAUGUACUGGGAUGAGAAACCUGGAUGGAAAGCAAUUCCGCCUCAAUCUCCCGAGGAAGAUCGUCCACCUUGGUGAGAUCAAGCUCAGGUUUUUGUUUAAACACUAAUAGCAUGUUUGGAUAAGCUUCUCUUUCCUCAUAAAUCAAUUUUGAAAAUCCAGAACCUAUUUACAAAAACUUCUUCCCAAAUUAAUUAUGGCUUUAGAAUAUUUCCAAACAUGCACUAAGAUGGAUAGGGGAAUAAGAGAGAAACCCAAAGGUGGAUGAGUUUCCAACUCAUUGUCAAGACCAAGAUUGUAUACUCACAGAAAUGAAGAAUCUGUAUCCAUAUUGAGGAUGUAAGAUAUUUAUAGAGAUGAGACAAUUGAUUAUUGUGAAGCAAUUAAGAAAAAAAUUGUGUAUUUUUUGUCCACUUUGUAUUUGAAGUUACCAAUAUUGCAAACUAGAGAAAUGAAAGUCCACAAUUUCUUAGAGGAGGGGGCACUUUUUGGUCUUUUUGAUAUUUUAGUUGAUUUUGGAUCGCCUGAAAUAACAAUACUAGAAACAUUCAAUUGUAUCACUCUUCCAUAGUGAUGUUUGCUAUUCUAAUAUGGUUCAAGUUAUCUAA
This is a messenger RNA of Lotus japonicus, 2697 nucleotides long. Its product is annotated as arabinosyltransferase XEG113-like. The record is from RefSeq and is a predicted model, not a curated record. The coding region runs from base 257 to 2167 and encodes 636 amino acids. Gene Ontology annotation, cellular component: Golgi apparatus. Lineage: Eukaryota; Viridiplantae; Streptophyta; Magnoliopsida; Fabales; Fabaceae. Gene Ontology annotation, biological process: cell wall pectin biosynthetic process. Gene Ontology annotation, molecular function: arabinosyltransferase activity. The transcript has 13 exons.